This is a messenger RNA of Aspergillus ochraceoroseus IBT 24754, 2721 nucleotides long. RefSeq names its product cysteine--tRNA ligase. Lineage: Eukaryota; Fungi; Ascomycota; Eurotiomycetes; Eurotiales; Aspergillaceae. Gene Ontology annotation, molecular function: ATP binding; cysteine-tRNA ligase activity. Gene Ontology annotation, cellular component: cytoplasm. Gene Ontology annotation, biological process: cysteinyl-tRNA aminoacylation. The record is from RefSeq and is a predicted model, not a curated record. The transcript has 2 exons. Bases 80 to 2599 code for a protein of 839 amino acids.
GUCUAACCCCUCUAUUGCUCAUAAUUCGAGUCGUUUCGCCUCCAUACUUCUUCCCCUCUUCCUCUCUUCCUCCUGCUUAAUGCCCCUCUCUCCCUUCCUCCACCCUCGUUUUACCUUAUCCUUCCGUAGUGUCUCCACUGUCCAGAGAUCGCUCUUUACUUCUCACCUGUUGAUUUUUUCUAGAUCCAUGGCUACCGCGCGCGAGCAGCCACCAUGGCGCCAGCCAACUUUGCAGGCGGAGGCGCAAUCGGGUCUGCCAGCUCUAAAAAUCUUCAAUUCGCUGACGCGAUCGAAGAAUUCCUUUGUCCCCAUUGAUCCGGCAGGGAAGAAGGUGACCUGGUAUUCCUGCGGCCCGACUGUAUACGACGAUUCGCAUCUGGGCCAUGCCAGGAACUACGUCAGCACCGACAUUAUUCGGCGUAUUAUGCGGGACUACUUCCAAUUCGACGUCCACUUUGUUAUGAACAUUACUGAUGUUGACGACAAGAUUAUCCUCCGCGCACGCCAACAGCAUUUGUUUACGAAAUUCGCAACGACCAAUCCUACCGUUAACGAGACUGUUAUCGAUACCGCGAAGAAGGCAUAUACCGCUUAUUUGAAGAAAAACCUGCCGCUCCUGAGCCCUGACCUCCCUCCUGCCCAAUACCAACAAGAGGUGGAAAGGGCAUAUGCGGUUGUGUUGAGUGGAGGACCCCUUCCUGGCAACGAGAAGGCUGGCGAUGAUGAAGCUAAGGUUAAAAUGCACGUCAAGACCGUGCUGUCGGCGACAAAGGUUAUUGUGGAGGCGGAGAAGUCACAGACGAUCCUUGCGGAGCGCUUUUACUCGGAUGCACAAGACCUCCUCCUCCCCUAUCUGGAUGCUCUUGAGGGAUCUUCAAUUGACGCGGACGAUCACUCAAUUUUUACAAAGUUGACAAGGAAAUACGAAGACCGAUUCAUGAAUGAUAUGGACGAUCUCAACGUCCUGAGACCGGAUGAGCUGACCAGAGUAACCGAGUACGGCCCCGAGAUUGCUGAUUUCGUAGAGAAAAUUGUUGAAAACAAGUUCGGCUACGUUGCAGAUGAUGGCUCUGUGUAUUUCGACAUCAGCGCCUUUGAGGCGGCUGGCUUCCCUUACGCGCGACUUGAGCCCUGGAGUCGUUCCGACAACAAGCUCCUUGCCGAAGGAGAAGGUUCCCUGGCCAGCAAGACUACGGAGAAACGCUCCAAAUCCGACUUUGCUUUGUGGAAGGCCUCCAAACCUGGUGAGCCGAGCUGGUCAAGCGCCUGGGGCCGUGGUAGACCCGGAUGGCACAUCGAAUGUUCCGCCAUGGCCUCCGCCCGUCUUGGGAAGCAGAUGGACAUCCACUCCGGCGGUAUCGAUCUGGCAUUCCCUCACCACGACAACGAACUAGCGCAGAGUGAGGCGUAUUGGGCGCAUGGUCACUGCCAGGGUGACCAGUGGGUUAACUACUUCCUGCACAUGGGUCACUUGUCUAUCCAAGGCUCUAAGAUGUCCAAGUCUCUGAAGAACUUCACUACCAUCCGCGAGGCCCUGGAGAAGAAGGAAUGGACCCCUAGAAGCUUGAGAAUUGUGUUCCUCCUCGGUGGGUGGAAGGAGGGCGUCGAAAUCACCGAUGAUCUUGUUAGCGCUGGCAACUCGUGGGAGGACAAGGUGAACAACUUUUUCAUCAGAGUCAAAGACCCAGCCGCGUUCCAAAACGCCGCCUCCGCCACCGAUUCUAGUCUCGCCGACGCCUUGGAGGCAGCUAAGACUACCGUUCACGAGCACUUGUGCGAUUCCUUCUACACACCCGGCGUGAUGGCCGCAAUUUCGGAGCUCAUUACAAAGUACAACAGCGCGGAUAAGUCCACUCUAAACCCCAAGGAUGUUGAGGCUGUUGCUAGAUGGAUUACUUUCAUCGUCAAUAUGCUUGGUCUGAACGGCCAGUCUGCUGCCAACAGCCAGGAGAUCGGUUGGAGUGGUAUUGAUAUCCCGGAGGCAUCGAAACCAUUCCUGUAUCCCCUUUCUGCCAUGCGUGAUUCUUUGCGACAAGCCGCUCGGGCCAAGACCAUCAGCGCCGAGGAGGUUGCUAACAUUCUCACGCGUGGAGUGACCCCCGAGUCUCUCCAGAUUACGGAAGCCACACAGCCUUAUGCUUCCGUGCUGUCCGAUUUCCGCACCAAGGUUUCUUCGCUAGAGGAGUCUCAGAACAUCGGCAAGGAAGUCCUCACACUUUGCGAUCGCGUCCGGGAUAUUGACCUGUUCGAUCUCGGUGUUUAUCUCGAGGACCGCGAAAACCUUCCGGCUAUCGUCCGCCCGGUGAGCCGGGAUCUCAUCCAAGCGCGGGAGGAGAAGGCAGCACAGGCACUUCAAAAGCAAAAGGAGAAAGAAGCCAAAGAGAAGGAGGCCCAGAAGCGGCUCGAGAAGGGCAAGUUGAGCCACCUGGAAAUGUUCCGCACAAAUGAGUACAGCGCGUGGGAUGAAGAGGGUGUACCUACUCGCGAGGCUGCAGGCGAAGAGAUCACUAAGAGCAGGGCAAAGAAGCUCCGGAAGGACUGGGAGAGGCAAAAGAAGCUUCAUGAGACGUGGCUGGCAAGUCAGCAAGGCAGUGCAUAGAUGUCUGGUCUGUAAGAAAAGUUCGGGGGGGUUCCAUAUCUUAUCCGUGCAUGAGAUGGCGUUGGAUUGUUCUAGUUUUGUUUUUGUUUUUUUUUGACCAGCAACAUGAUUAUAUCCAGGGC